AUGGACUACAUUCGCCGGCAACGAGCACAACCCAGCCACGAUCCCAACACCAGCCAUAUCUUGUGCGGUGCUGACGCAGAUUUGAUCAUGCUUGGGUUAGCUACCCAUGAGCUGAAUUUCACUGGUAUGCGUCAAGAAUUCAGACCAAACAAACUUAUACCAUGUGAAAUUUGUAACCAGAUAGGUCACGAGCAGAAUGACUGUCAAGGAGUGGAGCACCCAAAGUGUGGAGAGAACGACGAAAUCGGUCACAAUGUAGCAGCCAAGCAGAACUACAUAUUCAUUCGCCUCAACGUGCUUAGAGAGUGUCUUGAAAGGGAGCUGCGGAUGCCAAGUAUGUCGAUUGUGUAUGACUUUGAACGUGCCAUAGAUGAUUGGAUCUUCAUGUGUUUAUUCAUCCGCAACGACUACCUACCUCAUCUUGCAUCAUUAGAAAUUCGAGAAGGUGCUAUUGACAGACUCGUAAAUCUCUACAAAGAAUGUGUCUACAAGACUAAGGGAUGGUUGACAGACAGUGGGUUCGUCAACUUGGAUAGAUUGCAGAUUAUUCUAUCACAAUUUGGAUAUGACGAAGACGAAAUAUUUCAAAAACGUCAAAUGGAUGAACUCAGUAUCAGUAACGUGAACAGCAGUCGAGCCAACAGUCAAAAGACGAAAGAGGAAAAAGUGGAUUUGUCCGGUCGAAAUGUCGUUGUUAGCUUUGAUUUACGCUGCGCAAAUAACCGUCGACAACAACUCACUCCCGCCAAUAACGUUCUCAGACCUCACUGUCGAGCUAGCAUACUCAAAAGAGAACAAUCUAUGUAA
This is a messenger RNA of Daphnia pulicaria, 807 nucleotides long. RefSeq names its product 5'-3' exoribonuclease 2-like. The record is from RefSeq and is a predicted model, not a curated record. Gene Ontology annotation, cellular component: nucleus. Gene Ontology annotation, molecular function: RNA binding; 5'-3' RNA exonuclease activity. Gene Ontology annotation, biological process: nuclear-transcribed mRNA catabolic process. The transcript is spliced from 4 exons. NCBI's taxonomy places the organism in Eukaryota, Metazoa, Arthropoda, Branchiopoda, Diplostraca, Daphniidae. Bases 1 to 807 code for a protein of 268 amino acids.